CACCUGCACAUUGAUUAUGACACCUCCCCAGGGCGACGUUUCGAAGGGCUCACCAUAAGGCUGGACUCGAAAUGGACAGUGGCCGAGAAGUAAAGACAGGCAGGUCGAGCUUCGAGAGCGCCCCGGCUGUUCACGCGAGACGACGCGGAAUACACCGCAGCCAUCUUGUUCGUCGUGCCAGCAUGACCAAACCGGAGAAUGCGACAUCCCCGCCGUCCAACACUAAGACCGCUGUACCCGGCUGCCAGGAACCCUCUCACACGUACUGCACGGGCAGCGAGCCGGAAUACUUCUACAGCAGUUUAGCGGACGCCUGCGUGCUCGCGUCUGAAAACCCCGUCCAGCUAUGCAACAGAGGCCGGAACAAGUUCUCCUCGUUGAAUCGAUGCGAGAUGCACUGCGUGCGUGCUGAGCAGCCUCAUCUCGACUGUCUAGAGAAGCCACAGUUCACCGCUUGCAAAAGUGAUGACAUGAAGUCAUCCCCGUGGUACUUUGACGGCAAGAGGUGCACUCCGUGGGAUUUCCCCACUGGACGAUGCCCGUCCAACGACAGCCUGGUGUUCACCACGGCCUCCGACUGCGCCACUCGCUGCUCGGACCCACGAUUCGUGGCUUGCUCGUUACCGCAGCCUGUGGACUGCGAGCACGAGCAGCAGCGUUUUCCGUACUUUGCGGUCCAUUCGCUGGAAGGCGUUCGUUGUUUGAGUGCGUCGGCGGCCGAACUCCGAGGCCACCUCUGUACGGACGGGCUCAACCGAUUCAGGACCGCGCAGGCGUGCGAAGACGCUUGCCGAAACACUACAACGUAG
Messenger RNA from Rhipicephalus microplus (southern cattle tick), 809 nucleotides. RefSeq lists its product as uncharacterized. The record is from RefSeq and is a predicted model, not a curated record. Gene Ontology annotation, molecular function: serine-type endopeptidase inhibitor activity. NCBI's taxonomy places the organism in Eukaryota, Metazoa, Arthropoda, Arachnida, Ixodida, Ixodidae.